Molecule: messenger RNA, 1051 nt
Organism: Plasmodium cynomolgi strain B
Lineage: Eukaryota; Apicomplexa; Aconoidasida; Haemosporida; Plasmodiidae
Product: sporozoite microneme protein
Exons: 5
Coding region: 326-1051 (241 amino acids)
Source: RefSeq, a predicted model, not a curated record
UGCACGACAUCCAUUUUUUUUUUUUUUUUCCUUUUUUUGCUUCCCCAUAAUAUGUACGUAAUUAUGCAGUUUUUGUCCUGUUAAGUGUUCAACUUUAAUUUUCACCAUGAUGAUAAUUCAUUCCCUUUAACUUCCUUUUAACUGGUAAGCAUUGUCCCACUGAACUGUCUACAUAUACACACAUUUAUAUGUAACAUAUUUUUAUAUAUGCACAAUUUUUGCCAAACGAACACACGAAACAAAAAUUCCUCGAGGGGGAAAAAAACAAUCCAACUUAAAGACAUACAUUUCGCUUAUCGUUAAAAUAUUACCAAGUGUUAAAAAAAUGGAAUUCCUCACCUUCCUUUUGUUCUUUUUAACCGCUCUGCGAUGUACGCUGUCAUUCGAAGAAAGAGACACACUCUCACACGUGAAUAAGUUUUCCGUGAAUGAGUAUAUUCGAAAGGAUGGCAAUGAAGAUCAUGGGAAGUUCCAGGCCACGGAAUACUUCGAAAAAAUCGCCGCAGACUUCACCGAUGACAUAAAUACAGCCAAGGAAGCUUUACAAAAUAUGUUCCUCGAUAUAGAGGCUUCCUUUGAGGAGUUAUCCGACGACGUAGCGAAGAGUGUGUCACAAUACAGCUACGAUACGGAAGAAAAGCUGAAUAUUCUGGUGGGACUUGUAAAUGAAUUUGUCGAAAACAACAAAGGUGUCAUCUUCAAGUCAUCCGAAGAAAAAAAAAAAGUGGAAGAACACAAGUUUAAAAAAAUGUGUGAUUUAAUUUUAGAGAAGGUAAAAACAGUGGUGGAACUGAGCACUAUUAAUAACUAUCGAAUAAUUUUAAAAUUUGGUAAAGGUGACAGAAAAAGUGACAUACUGGACAAAGUAAAAAAUGAUGACAGCAUAUCGGAUGCACUAAAAAGUGAGCUGUUAAAAUAUGAAGACGUGGAAAGUAAAAAUGCAAAUGUAUCCAGCCUGGUCAAUUUUAUAUCCCCCAUUUAUGAAAGCUUUAAACAAAAGCUAAAUGCAUUAAUACGAGAAGUUUCUUCCGAUUUGGGAAAAAUAAUUUAG